Thermothelomyces thermophilus ATCC 42464 is the source of this 456-nucleotide messenger RNA. RefSeq lists its product as uncharacterized. The record is from RefSeq and is a predicted model, not a curated record. Lineage: Eukaryota; Fungi; Ascomycota; Sordariomycetes; Sordariales; Chaetomiaceae. Bases 1 to 456 code for a protein of 151 amino acids. The transcript is spliced from 3 exons.
AUGGGCGGAACAGGAGCUAAGAAAGAGCUGCCAGUGCCGAGUACGACCGUGGCGCUAAGUAGGAGAAAUAUCCCGCUUUCGGAACUGGCAGUUGGCCUAACAGUGCUCGGAUGCGUGAUUAUAUUUCUUGUUGGCGCCGGCGUGCUCUGGUUCCGCCGGUCAAGGCUGGAACGUCCCAGCCAACAGGUCGAUGUUGAGCUACAGAAAGCGAACGACGACGCCCCGCCCGGGCGCAAGUACGGGCAACCAUGGAUUGAUGCCGAGUACGCAAGUUUUCCCAGAGUAUAUCAGCCUGGUGGCAGUUACAAUAAUUGGAAGCAGCGACGCGACGCGCGGGAACAACGCCACAGGCACCGGCCUGAGAUCGGGCCCCAGAAUGACAGCGAGCGCCGGGACACGCAAGGCAAGGCAAGGCGGGCGAGAGGCCACUUAUCCUUCAGAAACUUCAACAUGUAA